UCACACACACACACACACACACACACACACACACACACACACACACACACACACAGCAACAGCAGCAGCAGCAAAAUGGCAGAAGCCAGAAUUUCAGUAAAUCCGGAUCAGUUCAUCUGUGCAGUGUGUCUGGAUCUCCUGAAGGAUCCAGUGACUAUUCCUUGUGGACACAGUUUCUGUAAGGUGUGUAUUAAUGGCUGCUGGAAUCAGGAGGACAUGAAGAGCAUCUACAGCUGCCCUCAGUGUAGAGAAACUUUUACUCCAAGGCCUGUUCUAUGCAGGAACAACAUUCUGGCUGAAGUGGUGGAGAAACUGAAGAACACUGAACUCCAAGCUGCUUCUGCUGCUCACUGUUACACUGGACCUGGAGAUGUGGACUGUGAUUCCUGCACCGGGAGAAAACUCAAAGCCGUCAAGUCCUGUCUGGUGUGUCUGGCCUCGUAUUGUGAAGAUCAUCUUAAACCUCACUAUCAGUCUCAGGCUUUUAAGAAGCACAAGUUAGUUGAAGCCUGUGUUGAUCUCCAAGAGAAGAUCUGCUCUCAGCACGACAAACUGAUGGAGAUCUACUGCCGUACUGACCAAAGCUUCAUCUGUUACUUGUGUAUGACGGAUGAACAUAAAGGCCAUGAUACAGUUUCAACUACUGCAGAAAGAAGUAAAAAACAGAAUGAACUAAAGGAGGAGCAGAUUAAAUCCCAGCAGAAGAUCCAGGAGAAGCAGAAGAAGGUGCAGGAGCUUAAACAGACUGUUGAUAUAAUAAAGAUGCGUUCACAGGCAGCAGUAGAUGAUAAUGAGAAGAUCUUUAAUGAGAUGAUCAGCUCCCUGGUGAAAAGGCGCUCGGAGGUGACGGAGAUGAUCAGAGUUCAGGAAAAAGCUGAUCUGAGUCGAGCUGAACAACACCUGAAACAUCUGGAGCAGGAGAUCACUGAUCUUCAGAGGAGAGUCAGUGAUCUGGAGCAGCUUUCACACAUACCUGAUCACAUCCACUUCCUCCGGAGUUUCCCGUCUCUCUGUAUUUCUCCUGGAUGUGACGACUCACCCAGCUUCACUGUCAAUCAACAUCUCUCAUUUGAUGGAGUGAGGAAAUCUGUCUCAGAUCUGAAAAAACGAGUCGAGGAAAUCUGUCAGGAGAAAUUCAACAAAAUCCGUCCACAAGCUGCAGCAGUUCAGAUGAUUUUACCCUCAGAACCAAAGAGCAGAGCAGAUUUUCUGCAGUAUUUCUGUUAUCUGACUCUGGAUCCCAACACAGCACAUCCUCAACUCAUUCUGUCUGAGAAGAACAGAGUCGUGACACGCAGUGAUACAAAACAGCGAUACUCUGAUCAUCCAGAGAGAUUUGACUACAGGCCUCAGGUGUUGUGUAAAGAGAGUGUGUGUGGACUCUGUUACUGGGAGGUGGAGUGGAGCGGUCGUGGUGUGGACAUAUCAGUCUCAUAUAAAGAGAUCAGCAGGAACGGACGGGGUUUUGAGCAUUUGUUUGGACACAACAGUCAGUCCUGGAGUCUGGUGUGUUCUUCUUCCUCUGUCUCUUUCUGGCACAACAACAUUAAAACUGCACUCGAGGUCCCGUCCUCCAGAAUAGGAGUGUAUGUGGAUCACAGUGCAGGAACUCUGUCCUUCUACAGCGUCUCUGAUACGAUGAGGCUCCUCCACAGAGUCCACGCCACAUUCACUCAACCUCUAUACGCUGGAUUCUGGAUAGAUUAUAACACAGUUAUGAGGUUUUGUGAUUGAAAAUGAACUGCAUGUAAAGAAUCUGUAGAAUUUUUCUAGAAUAGAGGAGGGAAGUAAUGAAGUACAAAUCCUUUGUUACUGUAGUUAAGUAGAUUUUUCUGGUAUCAGUAUUUUACUUCUACAACUUUUAACUUUCACUCAAUACAU
This is a messenger RNA of Silurus meridionalis, 1881 nucleotides long. Its product is annotated as tripartite motif-containing protein 16-like. The record is from RefSeq and is a predicted model, not a curated record. Lineage: Eukaryota; Metazoa; Chordata; Actinopteri; Siluriformes; Siluridae. Gene Ontology annotation, molecular function: protein binding; zinc ion binding.